UCAUUGAAAAAUUACAAAUAUGAAUUUGUUUUAAUCUUUUUUAAUUAAAAAAAAAUAUGAGCGAUUUUAAUAAAGCCUAUGAUGAUUAUGUAUCGCUACAAAUGUCUUUGCAUCGAAAAUAUCGUGGUUAUCGUCAACAACGAAAAACAUCGAUACCAUCAAGAACACCAACAACAACAACAACAGUAAUACAUAUGCCCGAACCAUUAUCAUCAUCAUUUGUAUCAACAUCAACAUCAAAAUCAAAAACAAGAACACAACAAAUACAUAAACAAACAAACAAUAACAACAACAAUGACAACAACAAAGAUAUAAUCGAUCGUAAUAUAAUUGCAAAGGAAUUAUUGAAUAGAAAUAUACAUUUAUCAUCAACACAAUUUACCGGACCAAAUGGUUGGAUAUUUGUUGGUAAACAUACACCAACACAACGUAAUAUAGCAAUAAAAGUAUUUUUACGAACAGAAUUGGAAAAAAUGUCAGCAUUAAUAAUAAAACGUAGUUUACCAUAUGAACGUUUAUGUACUGAAGAUCGUUUAGUACGUGUUUAUGAAAUGUUUUUAUCUGGUCAAAUACUUUAUAUUUUACAUGAUUAUCACCGUUAUGGUAAUCUAGCACAAUUAUUAUUUUCAAAUAAUCCAAAUAAAAAAUCAUUGGAUGAAUAUUAUGCCCGACCAUUAUUUAAAACAAUAUUAAAAGCAUUGAAUCAUAUGCAUCAGAAUAAAGUUGCACAUCGUAAUCUGAAAUUGGAAAAUAUCUUAAUCGAUGAUAAUCAUCAACCAAUAUUAUCUGAUUAUACAUAUACAAUAUUAGUUGGUGAUAUAAAUAAUUUUGAUACAAUAAUGGCAACAUCAUUACCAUAUUUAGCACCAGAAAUUAUUGCACAUAUACCAUAUAAUCCAAUCGUAGCGGAUAUUUGGAGUUUUGGUGUUUGUCUUUAUAUUGUAUUAACAAAUUAUCUACCAUAUACACCAUAUGUAAAAGCUGAUGAUAAACAUAGAUGUUUACAAUUUAAAAAUUCAAAUAAAUUAUCUGAUGAUGUUAAAAAAUUUCUAAUAAAAACAUUAGAAUAUGAUGUUAAUAAAAGAAUGUCAACAACAUCAUUGUUAGAAAAUUCAUGGUUUAAGAUUAGAAAAUAAAUUAUAAAUAAAUUUUU
This is a messenger RNA of Dermatophagoides pteronyssinus (European house dust mite), 1153 nucleotides long. RefSeq lists its product as uncharacterized. Lineage: Eukaryota; Metazoa; Arthropoda; Arachnida; Sarcoptiformes; Pyroglyphidae. Gene Ontology annotation, biological process: protein phosphorylation. The record is from RefSeq and is a predicted model, not a curated record. Gene Ontology annotation, molecular function: protein kinase activity; ATP binding.